This is a messenger RNA of Mollisia scopiformis, 2056 nucleotides long. RefSeq lists its product as uncharacterized. The transcript has 6 exons. The record is from RefSeq and is a predicted model, not a curated record. Bases 127 to 1824 code for a protein of 565 amino acids. Lineage: Eukaryota; Fungi; Ascomycota; Leotiomycetes; Helotiales; Mollisiaceae.
AACGCCCGUCCAACGUUACUGCUGCACAAGUCACAAUCACCAACAAGCCACCAACUGAUUCGGUCAAGGAGAAUAUAUUGGAUCGUCCCGAGUCUGUCUACUCUGUAGUCAACCCUUGCAGCAAUCAUGGCUGGCCGCCAUGGUUUCGAGCAAACGGGUGAUCGUCACCGUGCUCCAACUUUCUCUUUUCCCCGUAACGCAGAUCCCAGAAACUCUCCACCACUACAAAUCAGAGGAAGUACUAUCACUGCUUUCGCGGAACCUCGCAAUCUUUCCCAGUCGGCAACCCUCAAUCACGACGACUUCGAGGACGAGGAAGACGAUGCCAGCGAGAACUAUACUCACACCAGCAAGACAUACUCCACCAACGACGGAGACAUCGAACAGAGACUGAGGGUCAUCAGCCUCGAGGAUGGGCCCUCUCGAGGCUUGGGAAUUGAUCCUGGAAAGAAUGACAAGGAGAUAGCCAGAUCGUAUGCCGAGGCCGUGAAGUGUUCCCCUCGUACAAGUCAUACGCAACCGACCCAAGAAGCUCCAAGCUCUGAUCAUUCAAAGCACCCUGUACGAGAUUCUGCGACACUGCAACGUCGAGGACCUGCAUACAAGAAGUCGGCACAAUCGCUGCAAGAGAUUGUGGGGAAAGCUGUGAGGCUGAGGAGCAACGUUCGACAAGAUACUGCCACGAAUCGGACAGAAGUAGGCAUUCGAAAUGAGGGGAUAGAGGGCACCAAUCGGUCAGUUGCGAGAGGUGGACCGCUAGAAGAGAAGAAUAAAUAUCACACGAUUCGUCACGGAUACCCUGCGAAUCGAAACCAUACCUACCCGACACCAAUCGCCCAUGAUUAUCAGCACAGUGAUAAGUCUGCCGCACAUCAUGCUGUGCGACGCUCCAAUAGCGUCCCUGGUGAAGAGUCAACAUCUUCUCUUCUGGGCAAUGUCCUGCCAAAUAGCUGGUUGUUGAAUACAAAGGGCAUAGGCCACUGGGCAGACGAACCAUCACGAUGGUAUGACAGGCCAUCUCUUAAGCCUGACAUACCUCGAAUCGUUUCCACAACCUCGCCAGAGUACCGAAAGCUCAUCACGCUUGAAGCUGUCGCGCAAUGCGCAUCCGGCAACUCGAACUCGGCUGGAUCCAAGAAGCCGUCUGCUCAAUCUUCGAAAUCUCGAGUAGGUAGACAACCUGGAUCUGGGAAAGGAGGGAAACGCCCAGCAGGCAAUGGGCGGGAUCGCAAGGAUAAUGCUGGUGAGGAUGAAGGCGAUGGCAAUGAUGGAAACAGGAAAAAGGAUUCUCAGAGCCCCAGAGGCGAUUCGCGCCAACCCAAUGGUCCCAAGAAGUGGUAUGCCUGCCAUUUCCACAAGCAUGAUCCGUUAUACUUUAGCAUCAACGACUUUACUGGGAAGCAAUAUAAGACAUGCGCCGGAAAAUGGACAGACAUAAGUCGUCUGAAGGAACAUCUAUAUCGGGUGCACACAGAUCCUCCCACAUGCGACAGAUGUCAAAAGAAAUUUGCUGACGAAGGCGAAUUGACGGCACAUCUGCCAGAACAAGGUGCUCUUCGAUGUCCGUUGACAGAUAGGACAUCCAAGGGCAUCCAUCGUAAAGUCGGGGAACAGCUUCGGAAGAGGCCACAGCGCAACAUGACAAGCGAGGAUAGAUGGUGGGCGAUAUGGGCUUUGUUGUUUCCCAAGGAAGAACGUCCAAAUUCUCCAUAUUCGGACUUGGAUGGACCUGCCGACCCGGCGGAAUCCGACACCUUUCAUCUCUUCCUCGAGCAACGAAUGGCUCGCCAGCUCGAAGAGACUCUUGACAGAUAUUGCUGUUGAACAAGAAAGAAUAUCACGCCAACAACUUCUUGGAUGCUACGAGGUCGGGCAGACGCUUACUUACAGUCAUAUAUCGGACAACGACGAGAGCCAACAGCUGACCACUGCUUUGACUAUCACGGAUUUCCCUUUAGAAUUCCAAUAUUCCAGCUCAUUGUACUUGCAACCUACAGCAGAAAGUCAAAGCAACGCAUAUUAUCCCACUGCGCACCGGGCUAGCCAAUCUUUCGAC